Molecule: messenger RNA, 1677 nt
Organism: Microplitis mediator
Lineage: Eukaryota; Metazoa; Arthropoda; Insecta; Hymenoptera; Braconidae
Exons: 2
Coding region: 1-1677 (558 amino acids)
Source: RefSeq, a predicted model, not a curated record
AUGGUUGAUGGCUUCAACGAUCCGGAAUGGCGUCUAGAAAAAGACUCCCCAAUCGCUCAGUCAACGACGCUCGGCUGGAUCAUUUAUGGUUCUGUGGACACCGCUACAUCAAAACUGACCACCUAUGGUCAUCAUGUCACUGUUGAUGAUCAACUACAAGACUUUUUGAGCAAGUUUUGGUAUCAAGAAGAGCCACAGACAGAAUUCGCUACACACUAUACUGAAGAAGAAGAAGAGUGUGAACAACACUUUGUCAAUACACACUACAGACAGUCUGAUGGUCGAUAUGUCGUUCGCUUGCCGCUUAAAUCCUUACCAAGUCAACUGGGUGACUCGCUACGAGCUGCACAAUACGCUUUACUACGUCUUCGCAAACGAUUGGAGAGUGAUCCAGUCUACAAGAAGUUGUACUUCGACUUCUUGAAAGAAUAUGAAGACUUGAAACACAUGAGACGAGUAAAAUUAAAGGAUUUACCACCGAACAGUUACCUGUUGCCUCAUCAUGGGGAUCUAAAAGAACAGAGCACCACCAUCAAGCUCAGGGUAGUAUUUAAUGGGUCCUGGAAAACAACAUCUGGCGUAUCUGUCAACGAGAUAUUACAUGUGGGCCCCAAGAUUCAAAUUGACAUCAGUGACGUACUUAUUCGCAUCUGCUGUCAUCGCUAUUUAUUCGCUACUGACGUAACUAAAAUGUUUCGUCAGAUUGCAGUUGACAAGGAAGAUCAUCAUCUACAGUGCAUACUCUGGUUUGACGAAGACUACAUCCCAACAAUGUUUGCACUCGCUCCGGUUACUUAUGGAACAAUAUCAGCUCCAUAUCUCGCUGGGAGAGCACUUUUACAACUCGCUGAAGAUAAAGAAAAUAAAUUUCCAAAAGCUGUUGAACCGCUAACAAAUUCACGCUAUGUUGACGACAUCUAUGGAGGCACAGAUGAACUCGCUGAGGCAAUUCAAGUUGCUCUCGAAACAAAAAAUAUGUGUGCCGCAGGAUGUUUUCCGCUUGCCAAGUGGGCAAGUAAUUCAACGAAAUUACUCUCUCAAGUCGCUCCAGUGGAAACCCAAGAAGAUACACCAAGAGAACUUGGGGAUACUACGGUAAAAGUACUCGGGUUAACCUGGAAUUCAACACAGGAUAAAUUUCAGUUUGGCUAUUCGCUUCCAGAAGCAUCACCAACUACUAAACGCACAAUUUUGUCUGAAAUUGCUCGCUUGUUUGACCCGCUUGGGUUUUUGGCACCGAUCAUCGUGAGAGCCAAGAUGUUCAUGCAGAAGCUCUGGCUGCAGAACUUCGACUGGGAUGCUACGCUAUCACCGUUGCUUCUUCAAGAAUGGAAUUUAUUUCGAGAUGAACUACAUCAGAUCUCGAAGAUUCAGAUACCUCGCUGGAAUCAUAUAAAAAAUGGUGUAUCGAUUGAAUUACAUGGAUUCUCUGACGCUUCACAACUCGCUAUGGCUGCUGUCGUUUAUCUAAAAGUUACUGAUGCUACUGGAUGCUCCAAUAUUUCGCUAGUGUGUGCCAAAACACAAGUUGCACCACUGAAACCCAUCACAAUACCAAGAAUGGAGCUUACUGCCGCUGUCUUACUCGCUCAACUGGUACUCUACGUCAAGAAAGUCUUGAAACUUGAAAAUAUACCAAUUUUCUUGUGGACAGACUCCGCUGCAUCCUUAACGUGA